Messenger RNA from Aspergillus homomorphus CBS 101889, 1074 nucleotides. RefSeq names its product cytochrome P450. The coding region runs from base 1 to 792 and encodes 263 amino acids. NCBI's taxonomy places the organism in Eukaryota, Fungi, Ascomycota, Eurotiomycetes, Eurotiales, Aspergillaceae. The record is from RefSeq and is a predicted model, not a curated record. Gene Ontology annotation, molecular function: monooxygenase activity; iron ion binding; heme binding. The transcript has 3 exons.
AUGGCCGACGAUGUCACUCAUGCACGUUUGCGACGAGCUAUGAAUCCGGCAUUUGCGCCUUGUGCCCUAGCAGCGCAGGAAUCUAUCUUGCAGUCUAACAUCGACACCUUUAUCCGGCAACUUCGAGGCUUUGCUGAGCGGAAUGAAAAGGUAAACCUUCGUCUCUGGUACAAUUACUUGACAUUCGAUCUUAUCGGGGAUCUGGCAUUUGGGGAAGGUUUUGGUCGUCUGCGGACUUCCACUUGCCACGGAUGGGUGCAUUUCGUGCUCGACAACUUCUACAUCUCCGCACUCCUACAUGUUGUCCAUCGGAGCGAAAGACCAGCAUCAUCAUAUGGCUUUGGACUCAAGAUCCGGCGUCGUAUCCAACAAGUCGGAACGGAGCGAGCCGACUUCACCGAUCCUAUGCUCAAGUCGCGACAAGAAGGGCUCAUCUCAACCGAGGAAAUCCAGCAGCAAGCAAGCAUUUUGAUGCUUGCCGGCAGCGAAACCACCUCUCUGGGCUUGGCCUUUACCACCGAUCUUCUCGUGCGACAGCGACCUGCGAUUCUGGCCCAGUUGAGGGAGGAACUUCUGGGACACGUGCAGACCAAAAGUGAGAUCACUAUCUUAUCUAUCAACGGAUUGACGUAUCUCCAGGCUGUGCUUCAAGAAUCCCUCCGGCUGUUUCCCCCAAGCAUCAACGGGUUCGCGAAAGAAACUCCACCACGUAAAGCGGUGAUCGAUGGUCACUUCAUUCCGGGAGGUUGCCUCGCUAAGUGGAGUAAUCAAAUCCUGCUCAGCUGGCCGUAAACAUCAACAAGUAUAGCACCUACCGCUCCAAAUUGAACUUCGUUCAGCCGGAAGACUUCAUUCCGGAGAGAUGGCUGGGGCAAGAUCCCCGCUUCCAGCAUGAUAUGAAAGAUGCUUUCCAGCCGUUUUCUGUCGGGCUGCGGAGCUGUAUCGGUAAAAAGUGCGCAUAUCCCCUCGUCUUUUGUCGUCAUUUCUCCUGUGACAUUUGUAAGCGAUCGCGACUAAUCAGUACCCUCAUGUAUUAGAUUCGCGUAUGACAGACACUCUCGCCGCGGGCGGCCA